Molecule: messenger RNA, 1167 nt
Organism: Pelodiscus sinensis (Chinese soft-shelled turtle)
Lineage: Eukaryota; Metazoa; Chordata; Testudines; Trionychidae
Source: RefSeq, a predicted model, not a curated record
AUGCAAAGGCAAUCGGCCCUCAAUCUGCCUGCAGGCUCCGUAACGUCUCCGGAUUCCGUCCGACAGGUCCAGCGCUUGGAGCAACAGAACCAGAUUCUCACCACCCAGUGGAGUCUCCUGCAAGACCAGGGCCAGAACCAGGCCUGUUCGGAGGCCGACACCAAACUCUUCUACGACCGGUACAUGAGCAAACUGCAGCAAGAGAUGCGAGCUAUCCACCAGGAGAGAGACCAGCUGGAGGCGGAGCUGGCCGAGGUCUUGACGUCCAUGGAGAGCGGGCGAAGCAGGUACGAGGAUGAAAUACAGAAACGCAGCGGCCUGGAAUUCACCUUCAUGGAGCUGAAAAAGGAUUUAGACGCCAGUACCAUACACAGAAUCGAGCUGGAAGUGAAAUUGAAUGGACUUCGAGAGGUGCUGGAAUUAAAGAAAACCAUACGGGAGCAAGAGCACCAGGCGCUGCUGUCGGAAAUCCAGGACAUCUCCGUGGUCCUGGGGAUCGAUAACCGAUGCGACCUCGACCUGAGCCACCUCGUGGAGGAAGUGAGGGCUCAGUACGAAGCCCUCGCGCUCAGGAGCUGGGAGGACGCGGAAGCCCAGACCUGGAGCAAGUUGUGUGGACCCAGCCGGCGGGAGAGGGCGGAGCUGAACAUACACAUUCAGAAGCUGCGGUCGUCCAUCGUGUCCCUGGAGAGCCAGUGCCUGCAUUUGGAAGAGAACAUCAAAGACGCUGGGGAAAGCGGCCAGCUGGCUCUCCAGGACGCCCGGGCCAAGGUGGCCGAGCUGGAGGGGGCCCUGCGGAAAGGCAAGGCAGCCAUGGCUCGCUUGGCAAAGGAGCACCAGGACCUGUUGAGCAUCAAGCUGGCCCUGGACGUGGAAAUCCUCACCUACCGGAAGCUGGUGGAAGGAGAGGAGAGCAGCUUGGAGUCGCAGACGCCCACGGUCGUCAGCACCAUCUGCUCCCGCCCCAGGCCGGUGUCGUCCAUCUCCAGGUGCUUGGGGCCCUCCAAGGUGUUUUCCACGAGAGGCCUUUCCACGGAGGGGGUGAGCCGAAACGGCGCUGGAGAAGACGCCACCCACAGCAGGAGCCAGGGCGCAAGCCCAGCUGGUCAGGAGGCAGAAUUCCAGCCCGGCGGGUCCUUGCAGGCCAACGGAGCUGCGUCCGACUGA